Oncorhynchus gorbuscha (pink salmon) is the source of this 1712-nucleotide messenger RNA. It is a transcript of the gene coq6, whose product is annotated as coenzyme Q6 monooxygenase. Lineage: Eukaryota; Metazoa; Chordata; Actinopteri; Salmoniformes; Salmonidae. Gene Ontology annotation, cellular component: mitochondrion. Gene Ontology annotation, molecular function: FAD binding; oxidoreductase activity, acting on paired donors, with incorporation or reduction of molecular oxygen, NAD(P)H as one donor, and incorporation of one atom of oxygen; 2-octaprenyl-6-methoxyphenol hydroxylase activity. The record is from RefSeq and is a predicted model, not a curated record. Gene Ontology annotation, biological process: ubiquinone biosynthetic process.
UACAGGAAGUUCUUGCCUCUUACGUAUGUCAAAAUAUACAACAUGGCUGCAUUAUAGAAUGGACACAGCUGCGAUUAGUAGGACAUAUUCAAGGGGAAACAUUUCGUUCUGAUUCUAAACAAUACAGUUGGAGUUCUUUUAAGGGUUAGACGAGUACCACGUUGUUACGUUGUUUUAAAGAUGCAUAGUCUCACUAAAACGGCACUGUCUUUCAAUGGAAUCGGGCGGCGGUGUGUUGCUCUGAACCGUUUUUCAGAAACAAGAAUCAUUUGCAGAGGACUCACGUGCACAGCAGAACAUGAAAAUGAGCUCUAUGAUGUCAUUAUAUCUGGAGGAGGGAUGGUUGGGACCGCUAUGGCUUGUUCUUUAGGCUUGGAUCCAAACUUGGAGGGGAAGAAGAUUCUUUUGCUUGAAGCAGGCAACAAGAAAGUGAUGGACAAGGUCCCAGACGCCUACAGUACAAGAGUCAGCUCCAUCAGCCCGGGCUCUGCCACCCUCCUCAGUGGUGUUGGUGCAUGGGAUCACAUUAUGAACAUGAGAUGUAAGCCCUAUCAGAAGAUGCAGGUUUGGGAUGCCUGCUCUGAUGCCCUGAUUACAUUUGAUAAGGAGAACCUGCAGGACGAGAUGGCAUACAUUGUGGAGAACAACAUCAUUGUGGCAGCCCUGACGAAGCAGCUGGAGAAUCUCUCUGAUCAGGUGAGGGUCCAGUACAAAUCCAAGGUGGUGAAAUACACCUGGCCCAAGUCCCACCAGGUAGCUGACGCCAUCCCCUGGGUUCAGGUCACCCUGGCCAACGGACAGACUCUUCAAACCAAAUUACUGAUUGGAGCAGAUGGGCCAAAUUCGAUGGUAAGGCAGGAGGCGGGGAUACCCACGGUCAAGUGGAAUUAUGACCAAUCAGCUGUAGUGGCUGUCCUGCAUCUGUCUGAGCCAACAGAGAACAAUGUUGCCUGGCAGAGGUUCCUUCCAACAGGCCCCAUAGCAAUGUUACCAUUGUCGGACACAGAGAGCUCUCUGGUGUGGUCGACCAGCCACCGCCAUGCAGAGGAGCUACUGCAGCUGGAUGAGGAGAGCUUCGUGGACUCCAUCAACACUGCCUUUUGGAGUAAUGAGAACCACAGUGAGCUGGUGGAGACUGCUGGCUCUCUGUUCUGCACUGCCCUGUCAGUCCUCAUGCCGUCUGCAGGCUCGGCACGCCAGCUACCGCCCAGCGUGGCCGGGAUCGGCCCAAAGAGUCGGGUCAUGUUCCCCCUGGGCAUGGGCCAUGCGUCAGAGUACAUCAGGCACCGGGUGGCACUCAUCGGCGAUGCAGCACACCGCGUCCACCCUCUAGCUGGCCAGGGAGCCAACCUGGGCUUUGGGGAUGUGGCCUGCCUCACUCAGCUCCUGAGCCAGGCGGCCUUUAACGGGAAGGAUCUGGGGGCCAUGCAGCACCUGUUGGAAUAUGAGACAGAGCGCCAGCGACACAACCUGCCCAUGAUGGCUGCCAUCGACCUGAUGAAACGACUGUACUCUACUAACGGCCCCAUGGUUGUCUUACGCACCUUCGGUCUGCAGGCCACGAAUGCACUGCCAGCCAUGAAAGCUCAGAUCAUGGCGUUUGCAAGCAAGUGACACACACUGGUCCUGCCGUUUCAGUUUGAUGGUACGCCAAUGACUUUGUGAAUGGAAUGUAAAAGUGUAAAUGAAUAAAGUUAUUUUAUGCUCUGUUA